This is a messenger RNA of Laccaria bicolor S238N-H82, 3076 nucleotides long. RefSeq lists its product as uncharacterized. NCBI's taxonomy places the organism in Eukaryota, Fungi, Basidiomycota, Agaricomycetes, Agaricales, Hydnangiaceae. The record is from RefSeq and is a predicted model, not a curated record. The coding region runs from base 26 to 3076 and encodes 1016 amino acids. The transcript has 9 exons.
AGUUCCUGCUUCCCAAAUCACAGUCAUGAUCAUCAAGAAACAAGAGGAGGCCGAUGCGAAGAUCGACAAUGCCGAGGACUCUGCUACUAACGACCCUCCGCCAACCUACUCUCCCCCCGAAGCAUCCUCCUCCUCAUCCCGCCCAACUGUCCGCCCCACAAACUACUCCUCUAUUUCCCAGCGCAACGGUUCAAUUAAAGGGACAUGGGUGAUCGACCCGUCCCUUUCCAUUCCCUGCUCCGUACUCCCGCCUCUUCCGGAGGGAGUGAGCGAAGAUGCGAGGGAGAACUUUUUCUUAAAGACAAAAGACGGAAAGAUCGAGGCGGACGUGACAAUCGUCCCUUGUUCUGUCCCCGACAGCGUUGAUAUGAAGGGGAAAAGGAAGAAGGUGGUAUUUCACGCAAAGACGAGCGAUGGGAGGGUUGCGUUUAAAUUGCACGACGCCUCCACGCCUUCCACUCCCCGCCGCCCUAUCAGCUUAACAACCAUCACCUCAGACGGAUCCAUCCUCCUCCACAUCCCUCGUUCCUUCCAUGGGGCACUACUCCUCAAAAUCAAGGACGGCAAAAUCCGCUUCUCGGAGGAGGUGCAAGCGCAGGUCACCACGUUCUCAGAAAAUAAAGGCAUCCGAAAAUGUUUCCUUGGUGAAUUUGUCGCUGAGGAAUGGGGGGAGGAUGGUGAGGAGGGCUGGGCAGGCGACGAGCUGACGGCUGAGACGAAGGAUGGGAGUAUUCAUAUUUCGUUUGAUGAUGAGGUUGAGAGUCACGAGAAGUCGAAGGGCUGCCUGCUCUUCCGAGUCCAACUGCUGUUUUUUACUCCCAACCUGGCGUCUGUUUCCGUCAUGAAGUCUACAACGUCGGCUAAGGAAAAUUACUCGGCCGAUUGGGCAUUCAACUUCAGGACAUCACACUUCAACGUGUAUGACACUGACUCCGAUUCAGAAGAAGGCCCUGCUGUUCCUGCGGAGAAGGAGUCUGAAGAAGCGAAGUUAGUCAAGGACCUUGACAUAUCUGAACGACAAGAAACCGCCGUCUACAAGCCGAAUCCCUUCAGCAUAGCCAAGAUCAACGCUGCCGCUCGUACUGUUAAUAAGGUCGACAAACCAGCGACGCGCCCUGAACCUGCGUUCUCUAGAGAUGCCCCGAAGUUGAAGGCUCCGUUGACUAUAGUCGACGGAUUCAAGAGGCAAGCGCAAAAGGCUCACUCGGCCACAAGGGGAAGGGCGCCUGCUUUGAAAUUGGCACCUCGACCACCAGCACCAAAACCCGUCCAUGUCAGCAACCAACUGGAGAAACCCCCUUUCAUGACUCUGGCAACACAUAGUGGCGAGAAACUUGGGACAUCUGGGCGACCGUUGGCGCUUAACUCUGCCGCAUUUCAUCAAGCUACGAGAACACACGGCCCACGGAGACUCGUCGCGCCUAGGCCUAAUCCCUCUGCUUCGCUAGCUUCAGAGGAUUUUCUUAGGAAGUCAUCGAACCAUUCCUCGCCCGUCUCCUUGAAGAAAACGCAUAUACGGCCUUCAGGCGCGCAUAUAUCCCAACCCCAAGAGGCUUCACUGCUUAAUUCUCUUUCUCGGCACCCAGAAUUUGCUUAUUUGACGGAUAACGCUUCUCAAGACCAAGACCUUUCCCAAAUCUAUGGUGCCCUCGUCUCAUCGAAAUCAGCUGUACUAACCUCUCCGUCAAACGGGCCUGCUGCGGAGUCUUAUUCACCGUUGCUAUACGACGAACGCUAUGAUAUCUCUGAGCCUGCCUUCCAUUCUGGCGACAUUCCAGAUCAAUACCACGCAUCGUCGUCUAAUCUUAUUUUGCUAGAGAGGAGGGAUGGUCGAACAAGAAACUCCCAAGGUGUUGUGUCUAAUUCCUCCAGAGAUGGAUUGAGGCCGUCGUCUAUCGCGCACUUUCCGGUCAAGGACGAACCCAUGGAACACUACGGCUCCCGAGAUUUUGCAGAAACCUCUGGCCACCUGGUCUCCGUUGAUAUGAGAACGGAACCGCUUUCACCGUCGCCAUUUUCCGAAGAGGCGGAAGGGUCUCAUUUCAGUUGGGUCAGGGGUACACCAAGGCCGUUCAUCGGAGCGUACCGCCCAGUCAAAGAUGAACCCACUGGAGAUUAUUCAUACCGAGAUCCCGUAGAAACCCUUCCUCGUCUGUCUCCUAGCAAUCUGGCUUCAUCGUCGCUACACCCCAAAGAGGAGGACGAUAUCUCCACUACGAAAUUCCCUACAGCUCAAAGGAUGUUUGAUCGUACCUCGAAAAACGUAAAGCAACCCUACACGGGUCUCGUGGAACAGGGUUCUCCUCAUUAUUCUGCGCGCACGCGCAAGAUACCGAUCGUGGAUACCAAAAAACGUCCUAGAAAAAAUGCAUAUGACGUCUCGGUUGCGGAUCGUGACGAGGAAUGGAGUACUCUUCCAUCUCGGAAGAAAUUCAAACCCAGUCUUACUACGACCUUCAAAACAACUAAACCCUUUCGCUUGCCCGGUCUAUUGAUGACGGACAAGUCUUCCAUCAAACCGAUCGGAAUGAGUGCUACGUCAAAGCUGAGAACAAUUACUUAUCUUCCACCUCCCCUUCCGAACGCAGGACGUACCGAAACUACUCAGGAAUGCAAUGGCUCUAGUACUCCUACUCGACAAUCCCAAAAUCUUAGAUCGCGGUCGCUUCCGUCCAACGCCUAUCCUUCACCUAGUCGCACAAUGUCUUCCCCCCUUUCCAAAAACAUCUUGUCUCCGCGCAGAAAGAUGGCAGAUGACGAUGACUAUGUCUACCAUCCGUUAUCGCCACCAACCUCAGAUUUACCCGUACCCGAAGAUGAGAUGGAUGUCCGUUUAAACGUGAACUCCGGAGACAUUCAACGUCGAUACCCAGGAAUACUUGCUUUCAUCAAUGAGUGUUCGUUGUGUGGCCUGGAUCGUGAUCUUUUCUCUGAUGCUGUUGUCUUUCGAAUCGUGAUGCAAGAACUUUACAACUGCCUGAUUAACUAUUUCCUUUCGUUUCCCGGUGGGACUCAUGCUAUUGCGGUGGGUCAUUUUGUCCUUAACCAUGAGGAGCAAAUUCUGACGUGUGGCUGA